Paramecium primaurelia is the source of this 1337-nucleotide messenger RNA. Lineage: Eukaryota; Ciliophora; Oligohymenophorea; Peniculida; Parameciidae. The record is from the annotation of a GenBank genome assembly.
AAUUAUGCCAGCCUAUAAAAGCAACUUAGAAGUGCAAAUCAAAUAAGAUUAGAAAUAAGGGAUGGGUCUAAUAGAUCAUGAAUAGACAGACACGUUCCCAGUAUGGAAAUUUAGAGGAGGUUCAACUACAAUAUAUGAGGAGAGUAAUAAUGAAAUGCAUUUUACAGAUUAAGUGUAUACCGAGAGCACUGAGAUGUUGCCGAAUAAGAAUUUGCUCUUGAAAGUGAGUAAAUAAAGUAAGACAAAUCUAUAUAUCAUCAUUUUUAGAAAAUCAUUAUGAAAUCCUUUUGUCUGUAAUGUAGCCACCUUUCAUGGUUGUUAAGGACAUAAAAUCAUCCAAUGGAUCUGAAUAUCCUCUCGUAGUUAAUUCCAUCAUUCGAUUAGGAAGAGUGUAUUAAUUAUACACUAUUAAUUUAAAGUGAGUACAAGGUCAUAGAAGAACGUAACAAGCAUAUGCAGACAUUUCAAGCACCCUGUUCUCUCAAAGUAUAAAAAUUAGACAAUCAAAUUUUAGUACUCCUUCCUCAACAAUAACAAUCUGACAUAUUAAUGUAAGUUUUGUUUCAUGGAAGGAAAACAAAGCAAGGACUAACUCUUUCUUACUAAUAUUUGUCGUUGUGCUGGUAAUGGCUAGGCUGUUCAUUUGGACUGUUUACGUUACUGGGUAGAUUCCAAUAUUAUCAAAGAAGAAACUCAAUUUGGAUUAACACUUAAAUGGUUACAUAAUUUUUCAUAUUAGGAAUAAGCAACAUGAAUGUUCUAUUUGUAAAGAAAGUCUCCCAAUUCGAGUUCAGUAUGAAGAUGAAUACUUCGAUCUUUUUACACUUGACAGACCUGAUUUAUAAUACAUUCUUGUUGAAGUACAAUCAAAAUUCUAUCAUUAGAAUAUCAAUAAAGAGAAGAAUUUAUGCAAUGAAAUCUAUUUAAUCCAUAGUCUUUUAAAUGAUAAUAUAAAAAUUGUAAUUAAUUUCAUUAUAUUAAAAGGGAAGAGGAUUUCAAUGUGAUAUCAAAGCCUAAGACAUUACUGUCUCUAGACACCAUGCUACUAUCAAAUUAACUGAUGGUAACUUUGUAAUCUAGGACAAUAAAAGUAAAUUUGGAACUUUGGUAUCAAUAGAUAAAAAAAUUUCGAUUGAUUGUGCAGCUUGUAGUUUAUAAAUUGGCAAAUUAUUAAUCAAUUUUAUCUAAUCUGAUUAUAUUUAAAAAGGUAUAAUUCAAUUAAUGUAGGUGCUCCAUCAACUUAACAUAAACUUACUUAACUACCUUAAAUAAAUAAAUAAUUAGAUGAAGAUGAACCAUAAAUGGAUGAUGAUUCUUUUCAAUUAGAAAAUAAAUGA